CUAAACAAAUUUAGCGCUGGACAAAUUAACGAAAUCCAGCCCAAACCGACCGAACCAUGUGGCCCCGUAGACACCGGUUCGGGUGAGUCGGUUUUUCGGUUUGACGGUUUGAAUAAUCUUGGGUUCACAUGGGUUAAACCGGUCGGUUUAGGUUUGAAUUUAUGGACCCGAUGAUAUCCUAAACCGACCGGUUCAGUAGAAAUCAUGUUAUAGCCACUUCUUCGCUAGGGUUCAGUAGAAACAGCAACGUUAGGGUUCAUCACUUCUCUCAGUCUCAAAUCUCAAUUCAUUAGUUCCACUUCUUCGUGAGAUUCAUACGCACAAACAGCAACGUUACUCCGCUAGGGUUCAUCAUUCUCUCAGUUCGUGGUUUCAUUGUUUAACGAAGAACCGUCGCCGUCCAUUAUUCAACCACAAAUCACCACCGAUAUUGAUUUUGAAGGUGUUGUCGGUAAAUAUUGUUCCUACUCAGCUCGCCGACAACUUCCGGAAUAAGAAGCCUGAGGAAAAUUAUUGGUGCGCGUUGGUAUAUUAAAGGAUAUGAAGUAGAAUUCGAUGGAGCGCGGCAAAAGUAGCUUGCAAGGAGUUGGAGUUCCUAGCUUGCAACUGUGUAAACAAUUGCAACCCAAAUGAUACAUCGAACGUAGCCCAAAAAUUCCGCUGAACAGAAAAACCAUAUGCAGAGGUGUCUACAUUUUUAGCACAAGAUUAUAUUCCAACUUUGCAUUGCAUCUCUAACUUACUUCAAGUGGAAAACUCCAAUGUCUGACCCCUACUGACCUUGUUCCCUUAUUUAAGUUGCCGAUUUACUUGCAGUUGACAUCCAUUUCAACUUUGUGAUUCAAUAAGACAAGCCUUUCUUUUUUGGAGUCAUUUUUUGAAACUAAGGAUGGUGAAGAGGAGGUGAAGAACAGUCUCUAGGGCGUUCAAGAUUUGGUACUGGAAAUGCAGGUCAGGGGUAUACUUUUGAAGAGGUCAAGGUUCUUUUUCUAGUAGUUAUGGACCUCUGUCGCCGAACUUCUGGUCUGCAACACCCCUUGCCAGUUUCUCAGGUGGGGAGCAGCAACAUUCAGGUUCGUUUGCAUUAUAUUGAUGGGAACUACACUGUACUGCCAGAGGUUGUGGAAGCAUCCCUUGGCCCACAUAUGCAGGUAACUUUCUGUUUUCUCAUUUCAAAGUUAGUGUGUCUGGUAGACAAAUGGAACUAGUUAUGAGUUUUAUUUCACAAGCAUGAUGCAUUAUUUCCACUAGUUUAAGAUGCCACUCAAUUCAUGAUUUGAAAAUAUGAUGCAAGAAUGAUAGAAAUGAAUGAAAUAGGGGUCUGGUACUGCAGUAUGGAAGACUGGCCUUGAAGGGGUCUGGUACAAGGUAUGAAAAGAAGUCUUGUACAGUUUUUCAUUUUUUUUCUUCUUGUACUUGUGUAUGCAUAGUAACCAACAAGGUAUGACCAUCUGGGAUAUAGAAUAUUCCUUAGCCCGAAGCACUUGUGAGCACGAGGUUUGUUGGAAUCUUGCAUUGUGCAAGUAACAUGCUUAUGCAUUAAAAACUGAAUGAACUCUUAUCUAGAAUCAUGUUUUCGUUUUUAUGUCUGAUGAAAUGAAAAUUUCUAUUGUGAGCAGUAUGGAGUAACAUGCUGACCUAUAUCUGUUCAAAUGAGUCAUUAUAUGGUUCCUUAACAGAAGCUUUUUGCAUAGCCAUAUUAGAGGCUGCUAGCUGUGGAUUGUUAACAGUCAGCACGCGUGUCGGAGGUGUUCCUGAGGUUGUACCAGAUGACAUGAUUGUUUUGGCAGAACCUGAUCCAAGUGAUAUGGUGCGCGCAAUCCAAAGGGCAAUAACUAUGCUGCCUAAAAUUGAUCCUCAAGUCAUGCACAAUCGAAUGAGGGAACUCUAUAGUUGGCAUGAUGUUUCCAAAAGGACCGAAAUUGUAUAUGACCGUGCUCUGAAGUGUUCCGAUCAAAACCUACUUGAACGUCUCUCACGAUACCUCUCUUGUGGAGCAUGGGCAGGAAAGAUCUUUUGCUUGGUUAUGAUCUUCAAUUUUUUGCUAUGGCAUCUACUGGAACUAUGGCAGAUGAAAUUGAGGAGGCGCCCGAUGUUAUUCUUUCGCGCAACUGCGAUGGAUUGGAGGGAUGUUGCAGAAAAUACAACAAUGCAGAAAAUUACAAUAGUAGUGAUACUAAUAAUAUUUCAUAGGAAAAAAAUGCUGACAUGAUUCGACGAUUCUGCUUCAAAUGAGUCAAUUAAGCUCCCAUUUCCGAAAAAUGCAGCAAUUUCAUAAGUUUUAAGAUAUAUUGUUUUAUUUUUUUGUUCAUAAGUAAACUAAAAGUUUAAAGACUAGUAUAAAAUUAUGCUAUUUAAAUCCUAGAUAAAAUCCACUUGUGUUGGGUUUA
This is a messenger RNA of Lathyrus oleraceus (garden pea), 2390 nucleotides long. RefSeq names its product phosphatidylinositol N-acetylglucosaminyltransferase subunit A. Gene Ontology annotation, cellular component: glycosylphosphatidylinositol-N-acetylglucosaminyltransferase (GPI-GnT) complex. The record is from RefSeq and is a predicted model, not a curated record. Gene Ontology annotation, molecular function: phosphatidylinositol N-acetylglucosaminyltransferase activity. Lineage: Eukaryota; Viridiplantae; Streptophyta; Magnoliopsida; Fabales; Fabaceae. The coding region runs from base 1631 to 2212 and encodes 193 amino acids. The transcript has 12 exons. Gene Ontology annotation, biological process: GPI anchor biosynthetic process.